Molecule: messenger RNA, 12450 nt
Organism: Homo sapiens (human)
Lineage: Eukaryota; Metazoa; Chordata; Mammalia; Primates; Hominidae
Gene: BMP2K
Product: BMP2 inducible kinase
Exons: 16
Coding region: 4873-8118 (1081 amino acids)
Cellular component (GO): nucleus
Molecular function (GO): protein kinase activity; protein serine/threonine kinase activity; ATP binding
Source: RefSeq, a predicted model, not a curated record
AGACGGGUGUCAUGCGUUGGCCUUUUCAUCUAAGCCUCCACCCGCGCUGCAGGGCAUAGGACCCUGCAGCCCCUGGUGUCAAGCUGGGCUUUGCUGCAGCUCAGUCAUCUGUUGAAAAACAAUGUAUUUGUGUGCAUGUGUGCGUGUUGGAGGUGAUCCUUUGCUCUAAAUUCAGUUAGUAGGUUGCACUGAGGAGCAGGUAAACUUGGAGCCCAUUUAUCUUUGUUAUUUAGAAUCUUCUCUGUUGGACAAGGUGCUAUUCAUGCCCUCCCAGUAUGUCUCUUUGAUAGUAGUUUAAAAGGUGAUAUAAAAGCAGGUUAACUUUCACUUAACGAGGUUUUGUGGUCGGUCCUUCAUGAUCUGGAACAGGUUAUGACGGCAGGUAGAAGUCUACUUACAAAAAAAGUUUACUCCAUUUUAAAAGAAGAACUUAGAAUUUAGUUUUGUAUUUCUGGCAUAAUUGCCUUGUAGAAAAUACUUGCCCUGUGUGCUGCAUGCUUCAUUGGCCUUUGAGUUUUUAGUUGCAAAAUGAUACUACAAAAUAAACACUUUAAAAGAAAUACUUUUUGUUGAUAAAUGGCCCUUUUAAGUUCUAUGGUUAAGAUAAAAAAAAUCGAAGAGUGGAUUCAGUUCUCCGAGCGUUAGACGUUGAUGUGGUUUGAAAACAGUAGACUGAGAUUCCGCUUGUAUUUUUUGAAAUGCUAUACACAACAGUAAAUUAGCACAAGGGAAAAAACCUGAAGAUUUUUGUAUAAAAUAUUUGAAAGAGAAAGAAAUCGUGAAUUAUUCAAGUGUACAUAUCAUUGUUUCGUGAACCAUUGCUCAGAAUAAUGAUCUUAGCCGAAACUUGGAGAGGUGGGAGAAGGAGGAUCCUUAGUUUUUCAGAAGAAUGAAUAUGUGGUGAGUGGUCUUUAUAAAAGAUUUACUAUACUAUAAAGUUUUCUAGCUCUUUAUUACACAUGAAUUUCAAUUAUUGGUUUAGAUUGUGUUGUAGGUUUUAAAAGCACAUGGCUCUUCACUCAAAUGCCAUAUUCUGUCUUUGAAUUGUUUUAGUAACUAAUUGAAAUGUAGCUUGAGUAGUGUUACACUCACUCAUUCCACUAAAUCCCAGAUGGGUCUUUUAUUUAAUAGAAAAAAAAUACUGACAUUUCACAAAUUAGAUUUUGAAUUUGUAACUUGUAUUACUCACUACCCUAAGCAUAUCUUAUCACUACCCUAAGCAAGCCAUUUUCAAUAAAAAAAUAAUUUUGGAAAGUAAUAAAGAUGAAUUUCAAAAGGAGAGUUCGUUCAACCACAACGAAGAAUAAAAGUUUAUUUCAAGCGCUAAUGUCACUGUUAGAGUGUUCCACUGACUUUUGCCAUAAAUGUAUCAUUUCUCUUGAAAAGUCAAUAAUCAAAUGCUAGGAGGAAGCAAGGACUGAAGAAAUCCUUUUAGAAGAUGAAACUUCUCCAUCCUACACCCCAGCUUUAAUUUCCUAGAAGGGAGGCCAAGGCCUAGGUUUUCUUUCCUUGUGUAUUUUUUCUGUCUCCAUCACCCACACAACUGGAAUUGUCUAUGUAUAAUCAGUUUAAUUUUGAUCCUGGCCGGUCUUAUUUCAGAUGCUUAAUAUCCCCUCUCCCUUCCUAAUAAAUAGUGCCACAAUUUAGACAAGAUGUUUAAGCACAAGUCUAGUUCGCAUUUAAGCGUGAUUAAUCAAUAAUUGAUGGGUCUGCCUGAUCAUAAGAUUGGGUCAUGUACUUGUGAAAAUGCAUUCAAGUUUAGAGUACUUGAUUUGGGGAGAGGGAUACCACUGAGUAGGCAAAGCGGUAGAAGCUAAGAUAGACCAAAGCACAGACUUGGUAGAUUUUGCAUUUUUUGUUUUGGCCCAAAGUUGUUUAAACAGAGCCAGGAAGACUCAGUAGAUACUGUGCCCUGAAGUGUUUUUGCCAUGCUCCUGCAAACAUUGGUAGUUUACUCAUAAUGACCUCUGCAGUGUCUUUUUAAUAAAUCCGUCCGUCUCUCUGUUGUUAUUUUUAUAUAAUUAGUUAUGUUGCAAAAAGUCACCGUGAAAACUGGAUUAGCAAACACUGAACCACUGCUCCUACUAUGGUGUUAGAUUCCUGAAAGCUGCUGUUCACAACAUUUUUGUCAACUGAUCAAGAUACAACCUUGUUUUAUGUCUGUUGCAGUUUAAAUACACCUUAUUUAAUAUAUUUGGUUGAUUUAUUAACAUUGAAAUCAUGGCCAACAGCUCUGUAAAUCAUGCCUCAAUGAAGAUUAUCUCACACUUGUAUUUUCUCUGUAGUCUUUGCUCCUUGAACACUAGACAGCACUUUAGCACUACGCUUAGGGACUGUUUUCAACAGUGAAAUCACCAAUAGCAAGCACAAAAAUGAGAAAAACAUGGCACUAAAUAGACCAUGAAAAGGACACUUGUUUACACUAUGUAAGCUGAAACUAGAAUGUGCACGUCAGUAGACUCACAUUUUUCACCAUUGUGCACAUGUCUGCAAUGACAGUGGAAGUGCUAUGAGUAAUGAUUUUGGGGAUACAAAUAAAUGUUAGUGAGUAGAUGAAUUUGUAAAUAUAGUAUCCUCAACUAAUGAGGAGCAACCUUUGUUAUAGGUAGAUAUGUAUAUGCACAUAUUAUGUCUAUAAUUUGAAAAGCAGAUUCUCAGGGGUAGGUUGUAUGUUAUAACUAAACUGUUAAAGUUUUCUCUCUGAAACAUUAUAUACUUUGUAUCAUAAUGUCUUUGUAGUCAAGCACAUAAGUGUUUGAAAAUAGAACUUGCACCUUUUUAGUUCCUCCUCAAAGUUUAAAGGACUGAUAACAUAGUGAGGCAGUUCAUGUUUUUUUUCUCAAAAACAUGUUUAGGAGUCUGUACUAAGCAGAUCCCAGCUUUGGUCUGUAGAAAUGAGGGAGAGCGGUAUGUUGGUUUUAGCUUCAAACAGUGACAAAUUGUCAGGCUCAUAUAAUUAAUUCAAUGUAACCUUCCAAGUUUUUACUAAAACCUGGGGUUGGCUUGUUGACCACAUGCAUCACCAUAACAAGCCUUUGGUGCUAGUCUGAGGAAUUUAAUACUGAUUGAUAAUAAGUUGGUUUUUGAGUAGGGGACAUUGUUUUCCCUAAAUGUCCUUGGUACAAAAUGGACCUAAAAUGGGGUGUUGAGACUGGGAGAGCAGAGAUAACUUGUUGAGAUAAUGUAAUCACGAGGUUAUGGGGGCUGGGUAGGAAUGAUAGUGUGAAUAUGGUGAUGUGGGUAAGAUUUACUGAGAUGGGUGUUGGGGGUUAUUGGAUUGUUAGUAAUUGGAGGCCAGGAAUUUACUACAGGGUUCUUUAAAAAUAGCUCAGUAUUUCUCUUAGAGUUAAAUGCUUAGAUAAGCUAAGUAUUAGCCAGUUCUCGUUGUUAAUUUUUCAGGAAGGUUGUACUAUACAUCUGAUUUUGCACUAUAAAUUAGUAGGGAAAUGAUAGAUUUAAGCAUUAUAUCUCAUUUGCAGAAAGCAUCUGUGGCUGCCCAGUAACUUGUAAGUUCACAUUCCGAAGAGAAGAUAGAGAGGAUAGAAAAAAGGGAAGGAUCGAAUAAAAAUAUCAACAACUGUUACUACUACACAACUUCAUUAAAUGCCUUUGGUGUGCUAAGCACUGCUAGGUGCUACUUAACAUAGUAGAGGACAAUAGUGGAGGUAUUCUUCUGGCCUAUGAAACUUACAGAUUAGUGUGGAAGGUAAAAGCUAAACAAGCCAACAAAAAUCACCAAGUUACUAUAGUUAAAAUUUUUUAUAUGUGUCGUGAAGACAAUGCUCAGGGUUUUAUGAGAGAAUUCAGUUUAGACUGGGGGGUCAAGGAAGGCCUUUUUGAUCUUUUAGCAGAAACCUGAAGGAUGAAGAAAGUUAGGUAAAAACAGAGGUGUGAGGUUGGGGUGAUUUGAAGUAUGUCAUGAAGACUGAAGUCUCUGUGUGAGGGAAGGAAGUUUCAGAAACUGAAAUAUGCUCAGAGCUGUGGACUACAAUGAAUGAAUCACAUGUAAGAGAGAUCCAAGAUGAUGUUGGCAAGGUGACCAGGGUCCGGGGCUUAGUAUACCAUGCUGAGGAGUUUAGGUUUUAUCUGAAAUGCAACAGGAAGCUAUUGAAGGGUUUGAAUUGGGGCAGUGACAUGCUCUGAUUUGUAUUUUUACAAGAUCAUGCUGAUUGCUGUAUAGAGAGGUAUACAAAUUAUAAGGUUAAAAUGAUGACAGUGGGGAUGAAGAUGAUAAUGCUUAAAUGGGAAGACCUUGUGGUGGUCAUAGGAAGUGUUAGGAAUUACUUGCUUAUGUAUCUCUCAGGUGAAAGUACCGUUUGGGAACAUAAGGAAGGAACAGAUUUUUUUUUUUUUUUUUGAGGUGUUUGGAGGACAGCCAGUAGUUCAGACAUGUUUAGAGAUGUGUUUGGAUGAGAUAUCUGAGAGGAAAUAUCAAAUGGGAAGCUGGGUAUGUCGUCUGGAACUCAGCAAAGGUGUUUGGGCUUAGAGAUGGUACUUCUGAUUGAUUAGUGAGCCCUGGCUGUUAUUUAAAGCCCUGGGAGAGGAUGGAUGUAGGGAGAGUGUAGAAUGAGAAGGUGCUCAUUGAAGGACUCCUAUAGUGCAUUGGUCUCAGACAUUAGUGUUCAUUGUAAACAUUCAGAGGAUUUGGUAAAACAGAAGUGCUGAGCCUGGUCCCCAACUUUUGAUUAUGUCUGAGUGAGGCCCACUCUUUCAGUGAUACAGAUGCUGCCGGUUCAGGAACCACGUCUUGAGUACCGAGUACCACUGAUUUCGAGCGGGCGAAGAAGACUAAGAAGAAGGUGCUAGAGAGGUGGAUUCUCCACAGUUUUCCUCGUGCGUACUCACGGUGGAAUCCGAUGUGCAUUGAAGCGAAUGUAUGUCAAUAACAUGCCAGACCUCAAUGUUUGUAAAAGGGAAAUUACAAUUAUGAAAGAGCUAUCUGGUCACAAAAAUAUUGUGGGCUAUUUGGACUGUGCUGUUAAUUCAAUUAGUGAUAAUGUAUGGGAAGUCCUUAUCUUAAUGGAAUAUUGUCGAGCUGGACAGGUAGUGAAUCAAAUGAAUAAGAAGCUACAGACGGGUUUUACAGAACCAGAAGUGUUACAGAUAUUCUGUGAUACCUGUGAAGCUGUUGCAAGGUUGCAUCAGUGUAAGACUCCAAUAAUUCACCGGGAUCUGAAGGUAGAAAAUAUUUUGUUGAAUGAUGGUGGGAACUAUGUACUUUGUGACUUUGGCAGUGCCACUAAUAAAUUUCUUAAUCCUCAAAAAGAUGGAGUUAAUGUAGUAGAAGAAGAAAUUAAAAAGUAUACAACUCUGUCAUACAGAGCCCCUGAAAUGAUCAACCUUUAUGGAGGGAAACCCAUCACCACCAAGGCUGAUAUCUGGGCACUGGGAUGUCUACUCUAUAAACUUUGUUUCUUCACUCUUCCUUUUGGUGAGAGUCAGGUUGCUAUCUGUGAUGGCAACUUCACCAUCCCAGACAAUUCUCGUUACUCCCGUAACAUACAUUGCUUAAUAAGGUUCAUGCUUGAACCAGAUCCGGAACAUAGACCUGAUAUAUUUCAAGUGUCAUAUUUUGCAUUUAAAUUUGCCAAAAAGGAUUGUCCAGUCUCCAACAUCAAUAAUUCUUCUAUUCCUUCAGCUCUUCCUGAACCGAUGACUGCUAGUGAAGCAGCUGCUAGGAAAAGCCAAAUAAAAGCCAGAAUAACAGAUACCAUUGGACCAACAGAAACCUCAAUUGCACCAAGACAAAGACCAAAGGCCAACUCUGCUACUACUGCCACUCCCAGUGUGCUGACCAUUCAAAGUUCAGCAACACCUGUUAAAGUCCUUGCUCCUGGUGAAUUCGGUAACCAUAGACCAAAAGGGGCACUAAGACCUGGAAAUGGCCCUGAAAUUUUAUUGGGUCAGGGACCUCCUCAGCAGCCGCCACAGCAGCAUAGAGUACUCCAGCAACUACAGCAGGGAGAUUGGAGAUUACAGCAACUCCAUUUACAGCAUCGUCAUCCUCACCAGCAGCAGCAGCAGCAGCAGCAGCAACAGCAACAGCAGCAGCAGCAACAGCAACAGCAGCAGCAGCAGCAGCAGCAGCAGCACCACCACCACCACCACCACCACCUACUUCAAGAUGCUUAUAUGCAGCAGUAUCAACAUGCAACACAGCAGCAACAGAUGCUUCAACAACAAUUUUUAAUGCAUUCGGUAUAUCAACCACAACCUUCUGCAUCACAGUAUCCUACAAUGAUGCCGCAGUAUCAGCAGGCUUUCUUUCAACAGCAGAUGCUAGCUCAACAUCAGCCGUCUCAACAACAGGCAUCACCUGAAUAUCUUACCUCCCCUCAAGAGUUCUCACCAGCCUUAGUUUCCUACACUUCAUCACUUCCAGCUCAGGUUGGAACCAUAAUGGACUCCUCCUAUAGUGCCAAUAGGUCAGUUGCUGAUAAAGAGGCCAUUGCAAAUUUCACAAAUCAGAAGAACAUCAGCAAUCCACCUGAUAUGUCAGGGUGGAAUCCUUUUGGAGAGGAUAAUUUCUCUAAGUUAACAGAAGAGGAACUAUUGGACAGAGAAUUUGACCUUCUAAGAUCAAAUAGGCUCGAGGAGAGAGCAUCCUCAGAUAAGAAUGUAGACUCACUUUCUGCUCCACAUAACCAUCCUCCAGAAGAUCCUUUUGGUUCUGUUCCUUUCAUUUCUCAUUCAGGUUCUCCUGAAAAGAAAGCUGAACAUUCAUCUAUAAAUCAAGAAAAUGGCACUGCAAACCCUAUCAAGAACGGUAAAACAAGUCCAGCAUCUAAAGAUCAGCGGACUGGAAAGAAAACCUCAGUACAGGGUCAAGUGCAAAAGGGGAAUGAUGAAUCUGAAAGUGAUUUUGAAUCAGAUCCCCCUUCUCCUAAGAGCAGUGAAGAGGAAGAGCAAGAUGAUGAAGAAGUUCUUCAGGGGGAACAAGGAGAUUUUAAUGAUGAUGAUACUGAACCAGAAAAUCUGGGUCAUAGGCCUCUCCUCAUGGAUUCUGAAGAUGAGGAAGAAGAGGAGAAACAUAGCUCUGAUUCUGAUUAUGAGCAGGCUAAAGCAAAGUACAGUGACAUGAGCUCUGUCUACAGAGACAGAUCUGGCAGUGGACCAACCCAAGAUCUUAAUACAAUACUCCUCACCUCAGCCCAAUUAUCCUCUGAUGUUGCAGUGGAGACUCCCAAACAGGAGUUUGAUGUAUUUGGCGCUGUCCCCUUCUUUGCAGUGCGUGCUCAACAGCCCCAGCAAGAAAAGAAUGAAAAGAACCUCCCUCAACACAGGUUUCCUGCUGCAGGACUGGAGCAGGAGGAAUUUGAUGUAUUCACAAAGGCGCCUUUUAGCAAGAAGGUGAAUGUACAAGAAUGCCAUGCAGUGGGGCCUGAGGCACAUACUAUCCCUGGUUAUCCCAAAAGUGUAGAUGUAUUUGGCUCCACUCCAUUUCAGCCCUUCCUCACAUCAACAAGUAAAAGUGAAAGCAAUGAGGACCUUUUUGGGCUUGUGCCCUUUGAUGAAAUAACGGGGAGCCAGCAGCAAAAAGUCAAACAGCGCAGCUUACAGAAACUGUCCUCUCGCCAAAGGCGCACAAAGCAGGAUAUGUCCAAAAGUAAUGGGAAGCGGCAUCAUGGCACGCCAACUAGCACAAAGAAGACUUUGAAGCCUACCUAUCGCACUCCAGAGAGGGCUCGCAGGCACAAAAAAGUGGGCCGCCGAGACUCUCAAAGUAGCAAUGAAUUUUUAACCAUCUCAGACUCCAAGGAGAACAUUAGUGUUGCACUGACUGAUGGGAAAGAUAGGGGGAAUGUCUUACAACCUGAGGAGAGCCUGUUGGACCCCUUCGGUGCCAAGCCCUUCCAUUCUCCAGACCUGUCAUGGCACCCUCCACAUCAGGGCCUGAGCGACAUCCGUGCUGAUCACAAUACUGUCCUGCCAGGGCGGCCAAGACAAAAUUCACUACAUGGGUCAUUCCAUAGUGCAGAUGUAUUGAAAAUGGAUGAUUUUGGUGCCGUGCCCUUUACAGAACUUGUGGUGCAAAGCAUCACUCCACAUCAGUCCCAACAGUCCCAACCAGUCGAAUUAGACCCAUUUGGUGCUGCUCCAUUUCCUUCUAAACAGUAGAUACUUCUGAUGGAUUCUCGGCAUUAACUCCUGUUUCAAAAAAGUGUGAACAGUUUUAUGAAUUUGAAAGAAAAUUUGGUAGCUCUUUAUAGCAUUCAUUCUUAAAGAUCAGUCAGAAUAGGUGAUUUCUAAAUAAACCAAAUAGAAGAAUGAAGUAUCUCUACAGGGUAGUAACUUGAUUCCUCUUCAGGAGAAAAGGGAGCUAAAUUGCAAGCUCUAACUAAGGGUUUCUGCUACUGACAUCACAACACAGAAAUGCAAGUGUGGUACUUCCAGUGAAAGCACAUGGCACCUUUCUAGGUGUGUAGCCACUGAGAAGGGACAGUGAAACUGUUAUUUUUGAUAUCAGAAUGUCAUUUUUAUGUGCAUAUCCCUAAAAUUAGGGUUAUUUCUACAUACACUAGUUACACUUGUGAAUUUUUUUUAAGGUCUCUUUUAAUUUCCAGACAGUUAAAAACAAUCUAGUUAUCUUAAAGCAUUAGAAAGUUAUUAUCUGGAGAGUGCAGAGAUUUCAGUCCAUACACCUUUCUCCACAAAGCAGAGCCAGAAGUAACUGACUAUUGUGCCUAAAACUCUGUUUCAUUUUUAAAAACAAGUGCCAUUAAAAUGGAAUAUCUAAUGAUAAGCAUAUGAAAUAAUGUGUAAUUAGCUCAAUUUAACUAUUCCACAACUUACAUAUUCCAAAACAAUGUUAUACAUGAUAAAUAUAUAUAAUUUUUGUCAGUUAAAACAAAUUAAAAAAAUGGACUAUCGUCGCACAGAAGCCUAGAACAAAAAUAUGAAGAGAAAUAUCUGACAUUUGUAAAGAAAUUAUAAGAAGAAAAAAAGAUACAGAACAGAAAACAUUCACUACUUUAGAAACACUUUAUGCAUGGCUUCUUGCCCCAAACUUUUAUUGUGAUGGCCCUAAUAAAGCAGAUUAUUGGAAAAAUUGGAGGACAAGGGUUGUAUAAAAAUUUUAUUUUAUGAAGAAAAUAUGUAGCGGAAACUGAAUUUUCAAGACAUUUACAAUGUGAAAUCAUGUUGCAUUUAACAAUGUACUUUAUUAGCAACUUCACCAAAUAUUCCCCAAGUCAUAAGCAACAAUUAUUUUUAUUAGGUUUUGGGGGGUGGAGUAGUUUUAAUAAAGUGCACAGAAUGGUGACACCCACAAAGCCUUAUAUAAAGGCAGGAUUCAUGCAUCCUGCUGCAAGUACCUCUGCACUAAUAUACCAGAUCCUAAAAUGCAUAUAAGGUGGACUAGCAUCUUAAUUCUGCUAGUUGAUUGUGUCUUUACUGAAAAGAACCCAGCUACCAAUUUGCCUUUUUUUACACCACAAAUCCUAAUUAGAAACUUGAGGUUUUAUAGAAAUCAUUUAAUGAUAGAGAUUACAUAUGUGAAUUAAUGUGAAUAUAGUAUCUGUGCUUCCUGUGUCUAUGACUAUUUUAAGAUAUAAUUGUGCUGCGCUAUCAGAUUAACAUUUGGAAGUUUCUAGAACAGUUAAUGCUAUUUACAGAAAGGAGUAGAAACUCAUCAACUGGCACUCUCUUUGAUUUUUAUAUUUUAAAUUAACUCUCUUCGAUCUCAAAGUAUAUUUUACGAGUAAUUUUAUUAGGAAUCUCUUAUAGUGCCCCAAUGGGAUAAGCUAUUUGCCUAUUUUCACAGUUCUGAACUUGGAAAGAAGCAAAGUAUAUGUAACUAAACCACAUAUUUGUCUUUUUAUUGCUUUUUCCCUUCUUUUAUAUGCUAAAUCAAAUAUAGAUUUGUGGAUAGGGAAGCAAUAUGUGAAUCACAAUGUAGCAGAGGCAGACCAAGCAUUACAUUAUUAUUUAGAGCUGGACUGCACCAAUUACUUGUCCUCGUGCCAAAGGCAAAUAUGUUUGCACCUUUUUUUUUUUUUCUGAUUCUCAGGUUGAUUAAUACUGCUAAUGCAAAUGCUCAAGUAGAUGUUUAAAAACUUUACAAAAUAGAUUCAAGUGAUACUUUCUUUUAAAAGUGAAGAGUUGAUGAUUACACAUAGUAAAUUCAUGAACUACAGUAGGUUUGUAUCAAACAAUUUUUUUUAAUGAAAAUCUGUUGAGGUGUACACAAUAUGCUUCUUGAUUGUAUUAGUCCUUGGUCUCUGCUAGACCUCAUGAGUUUCAUCAUUUAGAAAAGGGGUAGAGGAUGAACUAAUGUCUCCUUCAGAUGUAAACAUGAAAUACCUAGAGUUUUACUUGCUUUUCAAUACACUGAAUAAUUUUAAAUGAUUCUGACACUGAUGUAGACCCUUUGACUUAUAAAUUCUGAGGAAACAACUGACAGCAUAAAAUAUUUACAUUCUUAUAACACAGCACAGUGACUUUCUUCUUUCAAGAUUGUAGCUCAGAGAAAAGAUACAGGAUUCAAUUGGGGGUUCAAUAGGAUAGAAAUGGAGAGAUUCCUUUGUGUUGUAGUAGAGGCAUUUUCCUAAGGAGUAUAGAUUUAUACUUUGCAUUUUCAUUCAUCAUCCCCCAGAAUCAUGGUCAAGGUGUAGGUCACUCCACACAGCUGAUGCUCAGGUUAUUCCCUUGUGAGAAUUAUGAGAAUAAAGCUCCCAAGAUAUGUGAAAGUGCUUAACACAGUACCUGGCACACAGCACUCAAUAAAAGUUUGGCUCUAUUAUGGGAUGGUUCAAUUCUGGUUUAAGGAAGGAAGAAAGGUUAUUAUAUAUGUACCACUAAGCAAAUAUAUAUAUAUAUAUAUAUUUGGGGUUUUUUUUCCCUAAUAUUAUUUGGGUGUCCCCUGUGCUUCUUUAGGAUGUAGUUAUAACUAAACCUGUUAUACUUGAACAUCACUAAGAGAAGUAAAUUAUUAUGAAGCUAGCAAAAAUCUUGAGGCCAAAGUUGUUUCUUAACAGCUUUAAUAAUGCUUGUUGAUUUUGAAUAAUCCUUUAAAAAGUGGACCAUUUGCUUAUUUUAAUAUCACGUCAGUAAAAUGUUAGUAUUAAAAAGAUCAGCUUUUUAUGGCAUUGAAGAAUGUAUCUGCUAAGACACAAAAAUUGCAUGGUAAGUAUAAUAGGUGGAGGAGGAAAGGUUGUAGGCCGGAUGAAAAUUUAACUGACUAGAACAUUUAUUCAGGAGUGUAAUUAUUUUCCCUUACCCCAAUCCCUGUGUACGUGUUGGGUAUAGUUACGACAUUAUCCGGAUUUGCAAAUAGACACAACUUUCAGUCUUACCCUGUUUAUUGUUUAAGAGUGAUAGACUGUUGUCCUCUUGCUGGUGGAAAAUCUAAGGUGGAGCCCACUCUUCUAUGCUGAAGUUCACCAGGCAGAGCAGUUUUCUUACAAGUCAGCUACUCUGCUUGGUUUAUUUUAGGUUUUGGUACUUCACGUAAGCACUGUUAGAAGGUACAAGUGUAUUAAUAUCACUAGUUUUGAGGCGCUUGGGUACAUUUGUUUUUAAUAUAUUUAGAAUGUGCAGUAAACUUUUUUCUCAUUUUUUUUUCUUUUUAGCAAACUUGUUAUUUUAGGUCCAAUUAUUGAGUUGACAGUCUACUGUGAGAAUGAGAUGACAUAUCUACUGUGAGAAUACCAUAAAUGAUGAAUAGUUUAUUUGAGAACUUUUAUACUCAGUGGUGUUUUAUAUAUUAAGAUAAAAAUAUGUACACACAUGCAUGUCACAUCUCUCUACUGUGGAGUUAAUGUGAAUUUUUAAAAAAUGGAAUUGCAACCACAAUCAUAUCUAAGAGAACAUUCACUCCUAGUGAGGGUUUACAAAAGCUACUAAGAGAAUAAGGUAGAUGAUAAUGCAAAGGGUCAUGAUUUGGGGUUAUUUUUGUUUUAUUUUAAAAUUUAUACUGCUACUUUUGAAAGAAUUGUUUUUAUGACUAUGCUCUUUUUGUGAUUGAAAAGUCAUCUAAUAGAAGCUGUAUAGAAGCUACUUUUUAAUUGCUGGCAAACAGCUUUAAGUGCACUUUCUUUGAUUACACUUCCAUUUUUUGUUAAACUUGAAUUUUCUGAAGCCUUUUAUGUACCACUAAGCAAAUAACUUUAACCUUUAAAUAAAGCAAAUUUACAUCUUUAUUGUAUUUCUACUUGUUACAAAACAUACUUGCUAAAGUAACUUCAGUCCUCAAAUAUAGCUGGGAAACAAUUAUGAGAUAGACUCAGUCUCCCCCUCCCACCCCUUUUCCCCUGCCAUAUCUAAUUAAGCACUAACUGAUUUUAUUACUUUAUUGCCUUUACACUGCUUAUUCUUUUUGACUGAAUUCUGUCCCUGAUUCACUGUUUUGUUUGAAAUUUAAAGUUAUUUUCUUACUGUAUUUAUCAUACCUGUUUUAAUCUGUUUUCUUUAAAUGCAAUAAAUCCCAAAUGGAUUGCAUAUUCUUUAUAA